Molecule: messenger RNA, 3537 nt
Organism: Somion occarium
Lineage: Eukaryota; Fungi; Basidiomycota; Agaricomycetes; Polyporales; Cerrenaceae
Source: the annotation of a GenBank genome assembly
CACGGCGCGUCUUCACCAGAAUUUAUAUGGUGGAUGCAAAGAAUCCAUCGAUAUCUCCUUCCCUCUGCCUCUCGUCUCUGUACUUCUAGACCUCAUACCGAUACACACUUGAGGCCGAUGUCAACGCCAUCCGAAGCUAGUACACCCGGGACGCCUGCGACUCCUGCUGAAGGAUCAAAGCCUGAUUCCAAGAGUGCAGCAAAAAAGGAUGCGAAACGUCUGGCCAAAGAGGCGAAGUUUGCAGCCAAAGCAGCAGCAGCAAAAGUGACUAAUGUUGCAUCUGAGGCGAAGGCAAAAGUUGCAAAGCCGAAGAAGGAGGAAGAGCCUGCAUUUGUGAACACCACUCCGAAGGGAGAGAAGAAAGAUCUGAGCCAGCCUCUGUCUGCGACUGGUUACAAUCCAUUGGCUGUCGAGGCUGCAUGGUAUGACUGGUGGGAAGCUCAAGGUUUCUUUAAGCCGCAAUUAGGUCCCGAUGGAAAGGCAAGACCGGAAGGCCAAUUCGUUAUCCCUCUUCCUCCUCCAAAUGUUACUGGCAGUCUGCAUAUCGGUCAUGCGCUGACUAUCGCAAUCCAAGACACGCUCAUCCGAUGGAAUCGUAUGCUUGGAAAAACUACUUUGUUUGUACCAGGUUUCGACCAUGCUGGUAUCUCUACACAGUCCGUUGUUGAAAAGCGGCUAUACAAGAACACUGGCAAAACUCGACAUGAUCUUGGACGAGAGAAAUUCCUAGGUACCGUACUGGACUGGAAAAACGAGUAUCAACAUCGAAUAACGGAUCAGCUUCGCCGAUUGGGCGGCAGCUGCGAUUGGGGCCGUGCUGCAUUCACAAUGAACGAGAAUUUCUCGAAAGCCGUCAUCGAGACUUUCUGCCGUCUGCACGAGGAUGGUAUCCUUUACCGUGCUAACCGUCUCGUCAACUGGUGUGUCCGACUAAAUACAACCCUGUCCAACCUAGAGGUGGAGCAGAAACAACUCGCUGGACGAACACUUCUGAACGUCCCUGGUUACGAUCCUAAAGAGAAGUUCGAGUUUGGCGUUCUCACAUCUUUCGCAUACCCAAUAGAAGGCUCAGACGAGAAAAUCGUUGUCGCCACUACCCGUCCAGAGACGAUGCUCGGUGAUGCGGCUAUUGCUGUUCACCCCGACGACCCUCGGUAUAAGCACCUUCACGGCAAAUUCGCAAAACACCCCUUCCUAGAUCGUAGAAUUCCUAUCGUCACCGACUCUAUCAUUGUAGACAUGGAAUUUGGUACUGGUGCUGUCAAGAUCACUCCUGCACACGACUUCAACGAUUACGAAGUUGGUGUUCGACACAAUCUCCCUAUAAUUAACAUCUUGAACGACGAUGGAACCUUUAACGAGAACGCUGGUCCCAGGUUCAAGGGCAUGAAACGUUUCCACGCAAGGGUAGCUGUCGUGAAUGCUCUGAAGGAGGCUGCUUUGUACGUUGAUACCGUCAACAACCCCAUGCAAAUCCCUAUCUGCGCUAAAUCCGGAGAUGUUAUCGAGCCCAUAUUGAAACCUCAGUGGUGGGUGAAUUGCAAGCCCCUUGCGGAAGAGGCUAUCAAGCGGACCAGAGCCGGAGAGCUAAACAUUAAUCCGAAGUCCUCUGAGAACGAGUGGUACCGCUGGUUAGAAGGGAUCCAGGAUUGGUGUAUAUCACGACAACUCUGGUGGGGUCAUCGUUGUCCAGCAUAUUUGGUGAGGAUCGAGGGCCAGAAUCAAGAUGCCAAUGAUGGAAAGAAUUGGGUCGUCGGCCGAACAUUGGAGGAAGCUACAGAGAGAGCUAACGAGAUCGCUGGCGAUGCCAAGUUCACACUUGAGCAGGAUGAGGAUGUCCUUGACACUUGGUUCUCUUCCGGCUUGUGGCCAUUCGGUAUCAUGGGUUGGCCUGAGGAUACUUUCGACGUCCGCCAAUUCUAUCCAUCCUCCUUGCUCGAAACUGGAUGGGAUAUUCUGUUCUUCUGGGUAGCUCGCAUGGUCCUGCUUGGUAUCCAUCUUACUGGCGAGAUGCCGUUCUCUGAAGUUUUCUGUCAUGCGAUGAUCCGUGAUGCCCAUGGAAGGAAAAUGAGCAAGUCCCUUGGGAACGUCGUUGAUCCCGUCGAUGUCAUUCAAGGUCUCGAUCUCGAGAGUCUUCACGCCAAGCUCUAUGAGGGUAAUCUUGACGAUAAAGAGAUCGCCAAGGCGAAAUCAGGCCAGAAGAAGGACUUCCCUAAGGGUAUUCCUCAAUGUGGUACUGAUGCUUUGCGAUUCGCCUUGUGUGCCUACCAGACAUUCGGUCGUGACAUUAAUUUGGACAUCUUGGUCGUAGAAGGUUAUCGCAAGUUCUGCAACAAGAUCUUCAAUGCAACUAAAUUCGCUAUGCUUCGACUCGACGACAACUUUGUUCCUGAGCCUGUAGCCAAGCCUACUGGUAACGAGAGCCUUGUGGAGAAGUGGAUUUUCCACAAGUUGAACAUUGCCGCGACGGAGGUAAACCGCCGCCUGACGGAACGUAACUUCCAGGCAACAACUAUUGCCAUUUACUCGUUCUGGCUAUAUGAACUCUGUGACGUCUACAUUGAAGCCAUGAAGUGGAUGGCUGAUGAUUCUGCACCAGAGCCUAUUCGAAACUCAGCCAGGCAAACCUUAUACACAUGUUUAGAUCAAGGGUUGCGGCUUCUUCAUCCUUUGAUGCCUUUUGUGACCGAAGAAUUGUGGCAACGCCUCCCUCGCCGUCCAAAUGACUCCACUCCAUCGAUCAUGAUUGCCUCGUACCCUGUGGCGGAUUCAUCCUUUGUCUUUGAAGACGCGGAGAGAGAUUUCGACCUUAUCUUCAAGGUCGUCACUUCCAGUCGAUCGCUUGCUUCGUCUUACGAUGUACAAAAUAAUAUCCAAUUGUUCUUCCGUGUACUAUCUGACAAUGACGCUGUGUUGUUCGAAUCUCAACUUCCUACGAUCAUUUCCCUUAUCAAGGGAUGCCAAAGUGCCAAAGUCGUGCGUACUCUAGAAGAGGUGCCAGAGGGCUGCGGAUCUCUUGUCAUCUCACCGGACGUGAUUGUGCACGUUCUUGUACGAGGUUUGGUUGACCUUGAUCAGGAAAUUGCAAAGUGCGAGAAGAAGCUCCAAUUAGCACAGCUGAACCUGGACAGGAUUUUGAAGGUAGAGGCACAAAAGAAUUACGAACAGAACGUUCCCGAAGAGACACGCCUGGCUAACGCAGAUAAGCGGAAGACGUUUGAGGCCGAUAUCGCUAAUCUCGGACUGUCGAAGGAGAUGUUCGCCAAACUCAAACAGUAAUAUUAAUACUGACUAUAUAAGGUUUGAUGAUACUUGUAUUCUAUGGAGACGGGGCAUGCUCGCGGUCAUAUACAUGCUAUUUCCACACUUCGCAAUCAGCAUCUAUCCACAGCUUUGGAUACAAAUACACCCUUCACAGCGUCGCCCAUUCACUCUCUUUUACGUCUAUCAUCGCCGGAGCUAGGGCAUCUAUGACCGCAGAUCGGGUCGUAAGACCGCAGACGACGCAAAUGCUAUGAAUAAGUUGGCGGUGCGUGA